Microthlaspi erraticum is the source of this 561-nucleotide messenger RNA. NCBI's taxonomy places the organism in Eukaryota, Viridiplantae, Streptophyta, Magnoliopsida, Brassicales, Brassicaceae. The record is from the annotation of a GenBank genome assembly.
AUGUCGGAUUUUGCUAAAGACGCAUGGCGAAAAUAUCUGAUUCAGCUCCAAGCUCACCCUUUACGAACCAAGGCGAUCACUGCUGGGGUUUUGGCAGGUUGUAGUGAUGCCAUAGCUCAGAAGAUCUCUGGUGUUAAACGGAUUCAGUUCCGGAGAUUGCUUCUCCUUAUGUUGUAUGGGUUGUGUUAUGGUGGGCCAUUUGGUCACUUUUUCCACAAAUUGAUGGAUGCUAUUUUCAAAGGGUCUAAGAAGGACAAUACAACAGUCGCCAAAAAGGUUUUGUUGGAACAACUUACAUCUUCUCCUUGGAACAAUUUUCUUUUCAUGUCUUACUAUGGUGUAGUUGUGGAAGGGAGGCCAUGGAAGCUAGUGAAGCAAAAACUUGGGAAAGAUUACUCAACCAUCCAGUUAACUGCAUGGAAGUUUUGGCCUGUUGUGGGAUGGAUUAAUUAUCAGUAUGUUCCUCUGCAAUUCCGUGUCUUGUUCAGCAGCUUCGUUGCUUCUUGCUGGAGCAUUUUCCUGAACCUUAAAGCGCGAUCUGCAGUGAUCAAGAACGCCUAG